AUGUCGUCCCGUUUAUUAUACUCGUUGCUGAGUAUCACAGCUACUCUGGCCUCACAGGUUGAAGCCGCCGACGCCUACAAGUCGAACCGCGGCAUGUCGCGCCGCUGCAGAUUCUACUCCGCAGGCAUCGUCACAAUCAUCGUCCUCAUCACCGUAUUUCUGCUCGCCACAAACCGCAUGCCGACGUUCCCGCUCACAAGUAGCGACGCGGCGGCGGCGGCGGCUGCGCAGGCUGACGUCGGACCGGCGGCAAAGUCGGGCGAGACAAAGUCUUACAUCGUCACGUUUACAAAGGGCAAGGAAACGCCAGAGAAAUUUGUGAAGGCUGCUAUGACGCAGUUUACUCAGAUGGGCGGCAAGAUCACUCACGAGUUCGACACUCUCUUAACCGGUUUUACCGUGUCCAUCCCUGCUUCCGUUGAGACCGACGUUAUGACAUUUGCUACCGAUGCAAAGAAUUUGGAGUUUCCUUUCACCAUCGAAGAGGAUCAGCAAGUCUCGGUCGCCGACUCGUCAGUCAACUAA
Messenger RNA from Myxozyma melibiosi, 525 nucleotides. RefSeq lists its product as uncharacterized. The record is from RefSeq and is a predicted model, not a curated record. The transcript has 3 exons. Lineage: Eukaryota; Fungi; Ascomycota; Lipomycetes; Lipomycetales; Lipomycetaceae. The coding region runs from base 1 to 525 and encodes 174 amino acids.